AUGAUUUCAACAUUACAAGAAGCUCAGUUUGUAGGCCUAGCUUCAUCUCAUUGCCUCCAAUCUUCAUUUUUUUCACAGAAAAUGUUCAAAGCUUUGGUUGUAGCUCUGUUGUUCUCAGUUCUUAACCAUGGAAGUAACAGAGCCACAGCAAGUGGUGAUGGGGAUUUCUUCCAUAAUUGCCCACCAUUCAGGUGCGGUGAUGGCAGAACAGAGAUCCGAUUUCCGUUCCGCCUUGCAACCAGCCCCCCGUCCUGUGGAGCACCUGGCUUGGAGCUAUCAUGCUCUAGGGAAGCAGAUACCAUCCUACUUCACCCAAUUCUUGGACAAUGCAAGGUCACUGGAAUCGAUUACAGUGCUGGUGAGAUGAAUGUCAUCCCGCUUGAAGAAUCAUGGACUCGGUGCCCGCUUCAGAAGAUCUCUAUCACCAAUCUAGCAACCAGUGUAUACAAACCUCUCAGGCAUGGGGGUGAACCUAUCAUCCUGGUACGCUGUUCAAGAGAGUUGAUACCAAAAGAGAAGACCAGCAUUAGAGGUUUUCGUAGGGAGGACAGUAUUGUUGGCCCAAUCUCUUGCAUGAGCAACACAAGCAAGUUCACAUAUUUGAUGGCUGGUAUGGAACCAAUGUCUCUACUUCCCUUAGGCUGUACAGUGGUUUCCAACGGCAUGUCAACACCGCAGGAUUUUGAUGGCAACCCGGUUGAGUUAUUCGCCGAAAUAGCCAAAAGAGUCAUCGCAUCUGGUGAGACAACCUUGACUUGGUCGGUUCCUAACAUAACCGACAUUUGUCUGGACUGCGAGCGAAACGGGCAUCCCUGCGGAUUCAGCACACAACGCGGACAAGCAUUCUGCAAGCCCCAAGGUUCACGUGUGAAAGUCAUUGCAGCAACAUCAUCGGUAGCCACAUUUGUGAUUCUCUUGCUGACGGCAGCCACGGCACUCUAUCGGUCCCUAAAAUCAAAGGUUGAUGAAGAGGUACGAAUGAAAAUCGAAAUGUUUCUCAAGGCAUAUGGCACAUCGAAACCAACAAGAUACACAUUCUCUGAAGUUAAAAAAGUAACAAGACGAUUCAAAGAUAGACUGGGUCAGGGUGGAUUUGGAAGCGUAUACAAAGGCCAGCUGGCAAAUGGGGUACCUGUGGCAGUAAAGAUGCUGGAGAACUCAAGGAGCGACGGAGAAGAGUUCAUGAAUGAAGUUGCAACCAUUGGUAGAAUCCACCAUGCUAAUGUGGUCCGUCUGUUGGGAUUCUGCUCAGAUGGAACAAGGCGUGCCCUUAUCUAUGAAUUCAUGCCUAACGGAUCACUCGAGAAGUACAUAUUCGCAGAUGAAUCAGAUAUUUGUCGAGAGCUAUUAGCACCUAACAAAAUGCUGGAGAUAGCAUCAGGCAUUGCACGGGGAAUCGAAUACCUGCAUCAAGGCUGCAAUCAGCGGAUCCUCCACUUCGACAUCAAGCCUCACAACAUCUUGCUAGACUACAGGUUCAGUCCAAAGAUUUCAGAUUUUGGGCUUGCAAAGCUGUGUACGAGGGAUCAUAGCAUCGUCGCACUGACUGCAGCAAGAGGAACAAUGGGUUACAUUGCGCCAGAACUGUAUUCUCGAAACUUUGGGAGAAUAUCCAGCAAGUCCGACGUCUAUAGCUUUGGCAUGCUGGUGUUGGAAAUGGUGAGCGGGCGGAGGAACUCGGAUCCAUGGAUCGAGAACCAAAAUGAGGUUUACAUGCCAGAGUGGAUAUACGAGAAGAUUAGCACGGAGCAAGAGCUGGAAUCAACGAGGGACAUGACGCGAGAAGAGAAGGAGACAAUAAAAAAGCUGGCCAUCGUGGCACUGUGGUGCAUUCAGUGGAACCCGAAAAACCGCCCAUCCAUGCCGAAAGUGCUGAACAUGCUUACAGGAACCUUGCAGGGCCUAACGAUGCCCCCCAAGCCAUUCGUUUCAUCUCCGGGCCACCCCGUGCCGCAAGUCUAGGGAUUUGUUUCGCUGCGACUCUGAAUGUAUUUAUUUCGGAACACCGAGACUUAGUUUUCUGCACAGUAAUGCUGUAUUGUACUCCCUCCGUUCCUAAAUAAUUGUAGUCGGAGAGAACUAGAUUAGUUCUCCCCAACUACA
Hordeum vulgare subsp. vulgare (domesticated barley) is the source of this 2103-nucleotide messenger RNA. RefSeq names its product rust resistance kinase Lr10-like. The transcript has 3 exons. Gene Ontology annotation, biological process: protein phosphorylation. Gene Ontology annotation, molecular function: protein kinase activity; polysaccharide binding; ATP binding. The record is from RefSeq and is a predicted model, not a curated record. Lineage: Eukaryota; Viridiplantae; Streptophyta; Magnoliopsida; Poales; Poaceae. Bases 1 to 1962 code for a protein of 653 amino acids.